Messenger RNA from Microplitis mediator, 1950 nucleotides. RefSeq lists its product as uncharacterized. The transcript has a single exon. The record is from RefSeq and is a predicted model, not a curated record. NCBI's taxonomy places the organism in Eukaryota, Metazoa, Arthropoda, Insecta, Hymenoptera, Braconidae. The coding region runs from base 11 to 1738 and encodes 575 amino acids.
CACAGACAAUAUGACACUUGUCAACGACGCUAUGCUCAGUAUACUGAAUUCGUGUUUUGUGAUAAAUUCAACAAACGUUAUUCUAUCUGGUGACAUAGACGACACGACAAUAACAAAUUUCCAUCAUUUCGAUUCAAUGCUCAGCCUUAUUAUCAAAAAUUCAGUCAAUAAUUCCGAACGGUUUUUCCUAUUUGAACGCCAGCCAGUAUUCAUAAUCGUAGCACCCACGUUCGAUCAACUUCGUGACUCAAUCGCAAGUCUGAGAACGUGUUCACUUUGGGACAUCAAUCAGCCAUUUUUUAUCCUACACAAAUACAAUUGCAAAACUGCUUUUGAAUUUUUGCGACAAGCAUGGCGAUACAAUUUACUGAUGUCCUUUUUCAUUUGCUACAGCAAAAACGGUCAUGUCAAAAUUUUGGCAUUCAACCCAUACUCAAAUCUUGCACCUGACAAUUGGCAACCGGUUGAUUAUGUUGUCCCAUAUAUGAAACAUCCUUGGACUCUGUAUCAGCAGAAAGUGAAUCAAAUUGAUGAUAAUUUUUGCGGUAAACUAUUAUGGAACAAAGCAACAAAACUUGACGGUUACGAAGUGCGAGCUAUUGGUACCCGUAGUAAGAAUUCGUUGCUGAUAAAUUCGGAUAACAAGAGUGUAAAGAACUGGCAUGGUGCUGAUGGAGAAUUUUUGAAAAUCUUGUUCAUGGCAAUGAAUGUAACUGUUACUGUGACAUAUUAUCCGAAUGGAAGUCUCGGGUACAUUGACAAACAUGGAAAUCCAUGGGGUACAUUUGUACCAUUGGCAAUGGGUGAGCAAGACGUUCUGGUGAAUUCAGUAUUUCUACAGCGGCUUAAAAAUUCGACAAUAGUGCGAUUGAAUCGCAUAUCGGGUAUUAAAUUUGUGACUAAACAAAAACCUAAUAUGUCAUCAUUGGAAAAACUUGUACGUUUUUUUGGGCUAGAUUUGUUUUUUGCAACACUUAUUAUAACAAUAAUGACCUUUUUCGUGUUACGUUUCGCUGAAAAACAAUCAUCUGCUGAAACAUUAUUGGAAAUUGUUCGUUUGCUGGCAAAUGGCGCACUUCUAAAGCCACCACGUUGGUUAUCAGUAAGAAUUUACUUAGGACCAGUUUUGUUUUAUUAUCUGCUUUUUCAAACGGAGAUGCAAGGACUGUUAGAUUCUGUUCUCACAAAAUCGAUACCUCAUGAAAAUUUGAAUACUGUCAAAGAUUUGAAAUUAAGUAAAGAUUAUAAAUUGUUUGCACCAAAGGCAUUAAUAUUUUUUUUGGAAGAAGAAAUCCAACGACGUUGUAUUCCUACUAAGACACUUUAUUGUGUAGAUGAAGUUAUAAAUAACUUAACAAAUGUGUGCAUAAGUUCUGAAAGUGGUCUUAUUGUAUCAACAUUUUCGCAUAAUUUACACAUGUCUCGAGAACAACUAUAUUCUAGCUUUAAAAUUUAUCUUAUACGAAAAGAUUGGCCGCUGCAAAGACGUUUUCAGUGGUAUGUUUUGGCAAUUGAAGAGUUUGGUUUUUACGAAUUUUGGAAGCAACGUUCGAUGAAUUAUUCGAUUGAAAAAAUUAAAAACCGCAAAAUUCAAGAUAAUUUACCGGCGUUUGAAAUUAUUACUUCAGAUGAUUUGGCGUUUGCUUUUGAAGGCCUUGUUUUAGGAUUGACUUGCGCGUUAUUCAGUUUUUUUAUUGAAAUUAAAAUUAAAAAAGUUAUAAUACUGAAAUUUCGCUAAGAAAUUUUCUGGAAAUGGAUACUAAAUUUUUCCCAUGCACAUUGUAAAAUAUACUACUCGAUAGCAUGUAAAUGAAAUGCAAUUUCUAUUAACAAUAUAGUAAAAAUUUAGUUACUGGCUAGAUGUUCUUAUAGUACCAAAUUUUAUGGGUAACUUUUACUCAAAAUUUCUCUGCGUGUAUGAAAUUUCCAUUUUCCGUUAAAAAGUGAACU